AAGAUGACUUUUGGUAUUGAUUUAAACCUGGUGACAGAAAUAAAUUGCCAAUGAUAAACACUGUCCUCGAAAGGAAAAUGUCCUCAGCCGAGAUUGCCUUAAAAGAUGUUCAACAGACGAAGAUUGUGUGAGCAAAAAGAAAAAAUGUCUAUGCGACGGUGCUUGUGGAAUGAGUUGCAUUAACAAAAAACCUAAAAGCCAUAUACGAUGUAGAGCAACUGACUUAAAAAUCAUAAAUGGUAAAGUGGAAAUAGUUCCCUAUAACAAAUUUGGAGCCAUGGCAAAAUACACCUGUGCAGAUGGCUAUGUACUCUAUGGCAAUGCGACCCGGAUUUGCCAAGGAGAUGAAAAAUGGAGCGGAGAGAUACCUCGAUGUGUUAUGAAGGAUCCAGAUGUUGAAAAGAACGAGUGUCAAGAUCCUCCGAAAGUGCAUAAUGCUGUACAUGAUGGGCCUGAGACCCAGAAGAAAUACUCUGUUGGUCACAUGCUUGAGUAUCGAUGUAACGAAGGUUUCACGGCUAGAAAGGAAAGUGUGCUCCGAGCAUGGUGUGUCGGAGGUGAUGUGUGGGUUGGUCCUAAUAUGACAUGUACUCAUGCCGGGUGCCCACUGCUUCCCCCAAUUGACAAUGGUCAUGUGGAUAUUUUACAACCCAAUAUAAUUGGGACCUCGGCGAAAUAUACUUGUUCAACUGGCUUCUUUCUUGCUGGGCGAGCAAUACGAAAAUGCACAUCAGAUGGCGCUUGGGAUGGGAGAGAGCCUAGCUGUGAGAAAGUUCUAUGUAAUAGACCCCCAGAUAUUCCAAAUGGUUUUCACAAUGCACCCAAAGGGCAAGACAGCUUUCCUGCUGGUACUGUACUGACAUAUAAAUGUGAAGCGCGAUUCAGGGCUGAUGGGCAAGAGCGGGCAAUGUGCAGGGAAGAUGGUACAUGGAGUGGACCGAAUAUGUUUUGUAAAGUUAAAAACAGAAAAAACGAAUCAUUUAAAAAUUGCGGAUUCCCCGGAGAACUGGUGAAUGGUAGACGUGAGGGUAACAGGUUUAGGUUUCCAGGCAAGGUGACCUACCAUUGCAAUGAAGGGUACGAGCUACAUGGUCAGCCAGUAAGAGAAUGCCAGGCCAAUGGUGUUUGGUCGGGAUCGUUACCAGUUUGUAAACCAAUAAGAUGCCCAGAAUUACAUGCACCGCUGAAUGGCCACAUGUCAGGCUCUGGGAACACAUACAACACAGUGUUAAAAUUCCACUGUCCCACCGGUUUCAAUAUUGUCGGAUCCUCAGAGCGGCGAUGUAUGUCUAAUCAUCAGUGGAGUGGACAACCAACUCGUUGCGAAGAAACUAACUGCGGUUUACCAGGUCCUUUGAGGAAUGGCUAUUUAGAUGGACAUCGUACAACUGUAGGAGCUGUAUUUUUCUUCAGAUGCAAUGUGAGGACAACUUUCGACGGCCCAUCUUUCUCCACUCAGUGUCAGGAGAAUGGAUCGUGGUCACAUCCCCCUCCAAAAUGCUGGGGUCAGUGCCAGGUACCUUCAAUUCUCAAUGGAAGUGUGACGCAUGGUCGUGAAGGUGCAUGGGUAGACCAUGAAACAUUUAUCAACUUUCGCUGCAGGGAAGGCCUCGUACUUAAUGACACCUCACAUGUCAAGUGUCUCAAUGGAACAUGGAGUUUAAUUCCCAGAUGUAUUCCUGCUCCAUGCUCUGCGUCUCCACCAAAUAUUGACAAUGGUCGGCGAGUUUACAUCGGGUGGAAACAUGGAGAUCGAGCAAAAUAUAUGUGUCUUCAAGGUUUCCGUCUUCGUGGAGACAAAUACAUGACAUGCCAAUAUGGGCGGUGGAAAGGUUCUAGACCGUACUGUGAAGAAAUAUUCUGUCCUAAUCCAGGAUCAUUGGCAAAUGGUAAAAUAUAUAAAAAAGGACAUUUAGGAAAUUUUGUGUUUAAACCAUAUAUUGUUACUAUACGACACGGUGACCGGUUAAUGUAUGAAUGUGAACGUGGCUAUGAAUUACUUGGUCCAACUGGUGCCACCUGCGUUGAUGGCCAAUGGAGCCCUGAAGAUAGGCCCUUAUGCAAACAAAGCUCCCAUCCAGCUUUGCAAAAGCUAUGGAAGCCCAUCGAAGAGGGUCCUUUGAAUUAUUAAGCCAGAUCUGGAUUGGAAAUUAUCACAGAGAGAUGCCACAUAUUAUGGAAUGGAAACAGGAAAAAUUAUUUAAAACAAAAAUCCAUGCUUAGAAUGGUGUAGAAACUAAACACAUGUAGAUAAAGAAAUGUACCUUCACAUACCAUGUCUACCAAGAAGGAGUUAGAAAAGCUGCUCACACAAAACAUCAUUGAAGGUUUGUUGUGAGCAAUGUUUUGGGCCUGGCAAAAAGAUUAAGUCACAUAAUCAUAUUACUAAUAUUCUUUGUCUUAAUCAUAUUCUGAACAGUUUUGCAAUGGCUGCUUUGUUAUGAUACAAAGUUGAACAAGGAAUUGAAGAUUAUUUUGCGGUUAUAAUUGAAAUAAAAAAAAAUGAGAGUAGACAUUACACUCUAAAGUUGGUUAAACAGAUAAAAAUUAAAAACAAGAAAAUUCUCUAAAGAAAGACUGAGAUGAGAGUUUCUCAAAAAAAAAAAAAUAAUAAAUAAAAAAAUAAAAAACUAGAAAUGGUCUCUAAGAUAAAAGUGGCUGAAUUUGGUAUAGAUUUUUUUUUUUUUAAUGGAUUGAAGUUUAUUUUAUCCAAAAUAUAUAUGUGACAAGAUUGUUGUAGAAUGAAGUUAACUAUGGAAUAUUCAAAAGAAUAUAUUGACAGAAAUAAAAUGGGUUCUUCCAGAAACGAUCCUGUGAAGAAGAGCACAACGAAGACGAACCAAUUUUUUUUAUUAAAAAGAUUUACAUAGAGAAAGUCAAGCAAAAGAAAUGAAACAAAAAUUAUACAAGAACGCUUGCAUGAUUCGAUAUUUGUACGAAAUCAAUAUUUCCUGGUUAAAAGAUUUCCAAAGAACUACAAAACAUAUUGUAUUCUUGUGGAUGAGAUGAAAAUCAUUGAUGUUCUUCUAAAAAAAGAAUAAGGAUUAUGUCAAGGGUGAAUAGAACCUAACCACAUGUCUUUGGCAUCGAAUGGUUUGUUCUUUGGUAGAAUAUACCAGCUCCGUGAAAAUUUGGGACUUCAGAAAUGUUGAGAAAAUCAUCUGAAUCUGAAACCCACACCCAAACGUGAGAGCUUGCCAAAAUGAAAAGAGAAUAUGGACAAAUACGGAAAAAAAAAAAAAAAAUACAUAUAUAUAUAUAUGCGUAUAUAUAUAUAUACAUACAUUGACUGCAAAAUUAAUAAAGACAUGUGGCCAUAAUUAAUAUAAGAAAUGGAAGAAUCAAAGACAAACGAAAUAAACACUCACCUGGAGUUGUCCAAAUAUCCAUUUCUGAACAAAAAUAAUAUCAAUCAAUAGAAAUGCAUUUUUUUAUGCAUCAGUGUGUAUGCAUGUGUGUGUGUGUGUGUGUGCAUGUAUGUGUGUAUAUAUACAUACAUAACACUUAUGUAAAUGUACACAUGUGUAUAUAUGUUUAUGUGUAUAUUAUAUACAUAUGUAACGUUUAAAUAUACUUGUAUGAGUGAGUAUAUAUAUAUAUAUAUAUAUAUAUAUAUAUACACAUACACACACAUACAUGAACUGUGUGUCUGCAUUAAUACACACACACACUCACAUACACACACACAUGCAUAAGACUACAUUUACAUGUAUUGUUAUCCUACACAGACAAACACUAUGUUAUUUUUUUUUCCUGUCAUGCCAUUUAUAUUAUUAAAAUCAUUACACUAACUUCUUACAUAUAAUAACACAUAUGUAAACAUAUUGUUAACCCAUACACAUCACUAUUAUUUUAACUCUACAAAUAAUGACUCACUAUAUCUACCCCCACCACAUAUGUUUGCACUUAAAGAAUUAAGCGGCUAAACGCAUGCACACACACAUUGCAUACAUACACAUAUAUGUAUGUGUGGGUACAUAUAUAUAUAUAUACAUACACACACACACACACACACUUACACAUGUUUAUAGCAACAGAUGGGAGGAAAAAUACUCAAUACAUGAUGUAGAGUAUAAGUAUUCAGUUGAAUCACACACACAUGACCUACACAAAGCAAAACGAAUUGUGUGUGCAUGCACGUACACACACACACACACACAAACAUAUUCUAUAUAAUGGAUCAUAUAAAUGAACAGUAGCCAAGUUAUUAAAUGGAUUCUACUUGAUUUAUUAUUAUAGCAGAAACACUAAUGACAUUGUUGGUUUAGAGAGUCGUCGUGUCUCUCUCUCUCUCUAUAUAUAUAUAUAUAUAUAUAUAUAUAUAUAUAUGUAUAUAUAUGGGUGUGUGUAGAAAUAUAAACUUUUGUACACAUUUAUGGAUAUAUACAUAUGUAUAUUUAUGUAUAUUAUAUAUAAAUAUAUGUGUGUGUAUGUAUUAUCCACAUUAUGGAAGCAAUUGCAUUCCUGAAAAUAUUAAAACAAAAUUUCAUAAUGUUAAUCUUGUCUCCCAUUGACUUUCAUAUUACAGAAUUCCACAUUAUGGUAACGUUUUCAGGCACAUGGCUUUUCCAUAAUGUGUGAAUCGCUUGAGCAUGUGUGUGUGUAUAUAUAUAUAUAUAUAUAAAUACACAUGCAUGUGUGUAUAUGUGUAUUCAUGUGUUUGCAUAUAUACAUAUGUAUAUAAAGAUAUGUUUGUAUGCAUGUAUACAAAUAUGUAUAUGUGUAUAUGUAUAUACACACACAUAAGGUAAGAAGAGUGAGAACAUGGGAGAACUAAAUUUUCAUAUAUACAUUGACAGACACACACAUGCAUAUCUGUGUGUGUAUAUUAGCAAUCAUAAAAUAUAGAUGCAUGUAUAUGUCCGUAUAUAUUUUGGCAUAUUCAAACGCACACGCAAUAUAUACCUGACUGUUUACGAAGAAAUGAAUUAUUUGGUAAGAUUAUAAUAGAGCUGGUAAUUGAGAAAUACAAAUAUGGGUAAAUUAUAUACACACCUUAUUUGUGUGUGUAUAUAUAUGUAAGAAUAUUUAUGUAUAUGUAGUUUUGUGAGUGUGUGGGCAUAGGAAUGUGCU
Molecule: messenger RNA, 5073 nt
Organism: Octopus bimaculoides (California two-spot octopus)
Lineage: Eukaryota; Metazoa; Mollusca; Cephalopoda; Octopoda; Octopodidae
Product: protein lev-9
Source: RefSeq, a predicted model, not a curated record